UACGUGUCAAUGUGGCUGUGUUGUUCUCAUGAUGUGUGCACUCCACAUCAAAAUAUUAUUCAGUAAAAAGAAGUAAUAAUUAUGGGCGAUGAACAUCCACUCGAGGUUAGCAACACUAGCAGCUCCCGCUGUCCUUUUUUCAACGCUGUACCCGACGACUAUCGAUGCGAUGUGAUUCUUAAGGUGAAAAGAGCCACAGGGACAUUUUCACUAGUGGCAUGCCUUUUCAUGCUGUUUGCAAUAUGGCUGCUCCGCCGAUAUAACUCUUUGGCUCAGAAAAUGAUAUUCAGUCUGACAGUAGCUGCAGCUUUUGACAGUGUUGCUUAUGUUAUGGGAGAGUCUCAUCUAGAGGGGUCUCUGUGUAAUUUUCAAGCCUGGUGGCUCACAUAUUUUGAUUGGACCGCACUGAUGUGGGUUUGUCUUAUUACAUUUAAUCUGUACCUGAACCUGGUGAGAGAAAUCAGAACUGAACAUUAUGAAAUACAUUAUCAUUUGGUGGCGUGGGGGGUUCCUCUGCUCAUGUCCACCCUCCCCCUGAUGGCUGGGUACUACGGUCCCUCUGGAGCCUGGUGUUGGAUCACAGAUAAGCAUGUCGGGUGGAGGUUUGGCAUAUGGUACAUUCCUCUGUUUAGCCUGAUUAUCCUCAUGACCUGCUGUUAUGCUCGAAUCAUCUGUGUGGCCAACGAGAGGAUGCGUUCCUGGUUAGGCACCUUCAACCCAGAAAGAGAGAGGAGGAAGCUCUCUCUAUCUGAAGAGAUCAGACCGUUGAAGUGGUAUCCCUCUGUCUAUCUGCUCGUCUCUAUCUUCCCUCUCAUAAAUCGACUUCAUAAUGCUGCUUACCCAGAGGACCCUGUGUUUUCUCUGACGUUAUUGCAUGUGCUCAGUGCUCCCUUGCAUGGGCUUGCAAAUGCUCUUGUCUUCGGUAAGGACACCUGGAGUCAGUUGAGUACAACAGGAAUAAAGAUGGCUAUCCAGUCUCGACUGUGUGACAGCACAAUGAUUGGAGAGUACCAUGCUGCAAAUGUAAGAUACACACAUGACCUCAAUACACACUCCGAUUCCGACGAUGAGGACAACAACGUCCUAUUUUACAGCCCGGACAUGAUCUUAAAAGAUAGGGGACCCUGGGAGAAUGUUUAGGAAGUGUGCGUGUGUGUGUGUGUGUGUGUGUGUGCGUGCGUGCACAUAUUUUUACAUUAUUUGCCUUUAAAGAAUUUCUAUCAGUGUUUCUGUGUUGCAGCUUUCUUGUUGACAGUUUAAUUAUAGCAUGUAUUAUUAUAGUUGGAGAACAGAAGAGAAAAUGGUUGAUAGUAUGUUUUCAUUUGCCAUUAAAGAUGAAUGAUAGCACAAGAUUUGUUCUACUGUAUUAAUGUGGAAAAUCUUUCAAUCAAGCUGUUUACCGCCUCAAAAUAAUGUUUGUUGUAUAUAAUGGAAUUAAAGAUUUCCUUUUCUAUUUCAUUCAGCUGAUUAUUUCAGACAUAUUCUUUUAAAACAUUUGAGCAUGUUUUACUAUUUUAUUUAUGAAAAUGUACACUAUAUUUUUGUAUCAUUUGCAGAUUCAGCAAAUUUAAAAUACAAAUUUAAUAAGAUGUA
Molecule: messenger RNA, 1593 nt
Organism: Carassius auratus (goldfish)
Lineage: Eukaryota; Metazoa; Chordata; Actinopteri; Cypriniformes; Cyprinidae
Product: cyclic AMP receptor-like protein A
Exons: 14
Coding region: 82-1140 (352 amino acids)
Biological process (GO): adenylate cyclase-activating G protein-coupled receptor signaling pathway; cell surface receptor signaling pathway
Cellular component (GO): plasma membrane
Molecular function (GO): G protein-coupled receptor activity; cAMP binding
Source: RefSeq, a predicted model, not a curated record